Molecule: messenger RNA, 7366 nt
Organism: Corythoichthys intestinalis (scribbled pipefish)
Lineage: Eukaryota; Metazoa; Chordata; Actinopteri; Syngnathiformes; Syngnathidae
Gene: znf687b
Product: zinc finger protein 687b
Exons: 10
Coding region: 160-4218 (1352 amino acids)
Source: RefSeq, a predicted model, not a curated record
ACAGUAAAACCUAUUUUAGGAGUCCAAACAAUGCGGUUCGGUGAAUUAUGACUGCCUUGAUUGGAUAUUUGGGGUCACGUGACGGGAAGCGAUUGCAUUUUCAGCUGCAACCCGAGCUAAGGAUAGUCGGAAAUCGCGCAUACAGGUGUCAAACCCGUAAUGGGGGACAUGAAGACCCCAGAUUUCGAUGACCUGUUGGCAGCGUUCGACAUUCCGGAUAUCGACGCCAAGGAGGCCAUCCAGUCCGCGCCAGAUGAGGCGGAGGGACCCCACGGGCCCAGCGGGGCACCUCUGGGGAAGACUGACAAUACGGGUGUUCCGCUCAGCCCCUCGGAUCCGCAGGGGGACACGUCCAUUGUAAGCGUGAUUGUGAAAAAUAAAGUGCGUGCCGAGACGACGGCGAGCGGCGACGACGGAGAUGCCGAGCCGGACGCUAUCGAUGUGAUUGCCGGUGUAGAUGUCGGUCCUCGUCCUGGUGGGAUGGUGGAAUCGGAUGCUCUUAAUCAUAACGGUUUCGGGAUGUCUGGCGUCUCUGCCCCGCUUUCCGUCGGCCAGUCCAACGGUUCCCCGUGGCCCCUUAGCGCACCUAAACCACCGGCAGAAACUUCAGGUGCGGGCGCAGCCAAGUCUGCUAAGCAGGGAGGGAAUAUAUUUAACAGACUCAAGCCUCUAUUGGGCCCGGGUUCUGGAGAUCCGGUGGGCCGGGCGAGGAAGAUGCAGCUUCUCCAACAGCAGCAGGAUGCAGGGCAGGAAAGAGCGGACAGCCUAAAAGCGGUGCUACCCUCCGGAUCUUCAGCAGGACAUGCUCCAACUUACUUCCCGCCCUCUAAACCUCUUCCGUGCCCACCCGCUACACUCUCGACCCAAGUCAAACCUUUCAAUGGUGCCCCCAAAAUGGCAGACUAUCAACAUCAGCAGAUGGCGGAGGAAGAGGAUGAGGAUUCUGAUGCAGAUUUGGACAGUCCGCUGGUCAUCCAGGAGAGCCCAGACUCCCCCGUUUCCACACAGAUGAACCGUCGUUAUAAGGAUUUAACCCAGCCUACGUCGUCCACUCAGUCUCCACCCAAGCCAGGGUACACCCCCCAGGGGGCGUCUCUGACCCCCCAGUCAGGGUCCGCCGGGAACGAGACUCCUCAACCGGAGGAAAAGAACCCGGAGCAUGUCAUCGAAGAGAGGGACUCGCCAGAGAGCCCUGAACCGGAGGCGCCUAAAGCAAGCCCUCAAGUGGUGCCCGCCAAGAGAUGUUCCAGCCCUGCUGUAGCCUCCACACCACCUUCUUCUGAGCUAAGAGAGCCCAAAGAAGAGGAGGAGGAGAUGGAGGUGGGGAACGGAAUUGACAAGGUGGCGGACACUAAUGCUGACAAGGCAGAAAAUGCGUGCGAGGAGAAGAUGGAGGUUGACGAGAGCAAGCCUAAAGGUGUCCCUGCCGGGGGCACCGUAGUCGCCGCACCCGGGGCUCCUUCUCGGCCCCUCAAGGUACGAAUAAAGACCAUCAAGACAUCCACAGGCGGCAUCACCAGAACAGUGACUAGGGUGGCUCCCAAGGGUGCCUCUGGGGGCAAAGGUCCUGAUGCGAAAGGGGGCGGAGAGCGCAAGGUUUUGGUGAACAAAGCUCCAAAGACUGACCAGCAACAGAAUGUGAGCGCCUUAAACGCCCUCCCGGUGUCGACGCUAGCCGCCAGCAGUGUCAUGCUAGCCGCCGCCACUAAAGUGCAAAACAAAAUGGCUGCCUCGGACAAAGCUAAGGUUUCCGUCACUGCCGUCAACAUCACAAAAUCAGCAGCUCUGCCCGCCACUCCCGCCGUGGCCUCAUCGCCCAAAUUCUCCGGGAUCGGUGUGCGAUCGGCCGCCAAGGGGUCGCCCAACGGCACUGGCGGCACCCCCCAGUCCAAUAAACCCGCUUCCAUCGUAAACAGCACGGGCGCCGUCAUCUCGCGUAGCCAGUCCAGCCUGGUGGAGGCUUUUAACAAGAUCCUCAACAGCAAAAACCUGCUGCCCAGCUACAAGCCGGACCUGUCGGCGCCGCCGCCCCCCGAGUGGGGGCUCCCGCUGCCGGCCGCCGGCUACCGCUGCCUGGAGUGCGGUGACGCCUUCGCCCUGGAGCGCAGUCUAGCGCGCCACUACGAUCGGCGAUCGCUGCGCAUUGAGGUGACGUGCAACCACUGCGCCAAGCGGCUGGCCUUCUUCAACAAGUGCAGCCUGCUGCUGCAUGCCCGAGAACACAAGGAACGAGGCCUGGUCAUGCAGUGCUCGCACUUGGUCAUGAGGCCCGUCACCGUGGAGCAGAUGAUCGGACAGCAGGAUGUCACCCCGGUCGGCAGUGUGCUCUCGUCUUCAUCUCCCUCCACUGCUUCCUCAUCCGCCACCUCCAGCUCCAGCCCGAUGAAGGAUGGUGCGGCCCCACCCGGCGGAGGUCCACCCCGACAGGUCCGACGCGCCCCUCAAGGCCCGCAGGCUUUAAUGCCCCUGCCGUGCAAGAAGGCCGAGAGCCUGCAGUACAACAACUACAAGUGUCCAGAGUGCCAAACGCAAUUUUCUUGCAAAGCGGCGCUGGUCACGCACUUCCAGCAGAUCAGAGCUGCGCCCAAUUCAACGUGCUCUCAGUGCUCUCCGCCCAUGAUGCUCCCCAACUCGUGCGCCGUGGCAGCCCACCAGAGGAUCCACAAGCACAAAGCUCCCCACGUGUGCCCCGAGUGCGGGGGCGUUGCGCGGCAAGCUGGCUUCCAGACUCACUUGGACGAGGCCUGCCUCCACUUUGCCAGGCGUAUCGGCUACAGGUGUUCAAGCUGCCAGGUAGUGUUUGGCGGCUUGAAUUCCAUCAAGUCCCACAUCCAGACGGCCCACUGCGAGGUGUUUCACAAAUGCCCCAGCUGCCCAAUGGCCUUUAAGUCAGCGCCAAGCGCUCAGAGCCACAUCGGCACGCAGCACCCGACGCUCACUGGCGGACAGGCCAAGAUGAUCUACAAGUGUGUCAUGUGCGACACUGUGUUCACCCAGAAACCCUUGCUCUAUAUGCACUUUGACACACAUCUGGCCAAGCAGAAAGUGCAUGUCUUCAAGUGUCCUGACUGCACCAAACUUUACGCGCAGAAAGGCUCCAUGAUGGAGCACAUCAAGACGACGCACAGAUUCUCCUCAGCAAAACAAGAAUCCGACCCCCCAGCCGCCGUCCCAGCGUCGGGCUCAAAGGCCAAACCCCCGGCAAAGCCCGACAACUCCGAUGGCGAAGACUGGGGGCGAGAUAAUGAGGAUGACGACGAUGACGAAGAGGAGGAGGAAGAGGACGACGACGGGGACGAAGACUACGAGGGGCCCGGCUCGGGGUCGGUGGGUCUGACAGCUGGCGCCCCUACAGAGUGGACUUGCCCGCAGUGCCAGAGCGUUUUCACUGACAACGAAGACUAUCUCAGCCACGUCAAGACAGAGCACGGCAAGUUCCCUUGUCGUAUCUGUGGAGGAAACUUUAGUACGUCCUCCAGCCUCAGACGCCACGAAAGAGUCAUCCAUGAGGGCAACAAGAGGGUUUUCCAUUGCCAGUAUUGCACAGAGGGUAAACGUACCUUCGGCAGCCGCUUCCUGCUGGACAAACACAUCCGGCUCAAGCACAAGGGCACUGACGGGCAGGCGGCUCCGAUGACCAGGAAGCGCGCUGCCACGGGCGCAGAAGGUCCCGGCAGCUCCUCGGAACAGGACGGCGAGGGAGUUGCUCCCGCCGGCAGGCCCGCAGAUGAGGAAGAAAACGCCCCGGACGAUGCGGAGGAAGGGGGCGCUGCCCCCGCCAAGAGACCCCGUGCCUCGACGGAGCCGGAGGAAGAGGGCAGCAGCGUGUUCCGCUGCGUGCCUUGCGGCUUCUCUACGGAAGAUGGCGCCGAGUUCCAGCGUCACAUCCCGCAGCACCGCGCCGACACCGCCUCUUUCCAGUGCCUGCAGUGCGGCGUCUGCUUCGCUUCGGCCGGCUCGCUGGGCCGACACCGCUUCAUCACCCAUCGAGUGCGGGACACCCAGGGCGAGGCAGAGCGCAGCGGGGGUCGUGCAUCCCCGGAUGGCUCGCCCCGCGCCGGCGCCACCUCGCCUCAAGCUCUGGGCGAGGACGCCGACGGCAACCUGAUCUGCAGGGUGUGCGGGCGGCGUUUCGACAAGGCGUCGGAUCUCAACACCCAUUUCCGGACCCAUGGCAUGGCCUUCCUCACAGCACACAAGACGGACAAACCCCAGUAGGAUGCAAGCGAGCCGGUCUAGAACAAGGGUUCUCAAAUGUUUCGGCUCCGGGUGAGAAACCAGUCAGAGAACUCCCCCAUAAUCCAAAUGCCAACUAUACAUAACCAGUUUUCAAACAAAAUGCUGACCUGUUCAAAAGAAAGUAAUAUUCAAAAUCACCAUCCGCUUUAGAACUUCCUGUUUGAGCCACAUGAUGGCAGUAAAGUACUACUUUGUCGGCACAAAUCAAUCGUUUUUCACUGAAUAACAGCAAAAGUUAUUUAAAAUAUAUAAAUAUAUGUAUAGGUGAAUUCGCAAGUAGUGUUUAGGAUUCUGUAUAUUAAUAUUUUAACCCCUUAUUUGAGAGAUGUCACGAUCUCCCCCCCCCCCCCCCCCAAAAAAAAUUGAUGCCCUCCCAUAAGGUUGUAAUUACAAUUAGGGAUGUCCCGAUCGCAUUUUUGUCACCUGAUUUUUUAGAAUCUGCCGAUAGUCGCGAUCCGAUACCGAAAAGUUUUAAAAAAAAUAUAUAUAUAUAAAUUGGCCCCGAACGAUAUUGGAAAAAAUUAACAUUGCGAUAUAUAUAUUGCCAAGGCUCCACACCUUUUGCAUUAGUUGCACUGGUGUGCAUACAUUUUCAUUGCAUCACCUGUAACGCCGAACUUUUAAUCAUUCCACAACAUUCAUCAUAGAUUUCAUAAUGUGUUCACAGGGUGCGGGGCUGAUAGAUAGGGGGCCUGCAUUGUCGGCGAGGCCGUCAAAGCUGACCGAGUGGAAUCACAAAGAGCUUUUUUUGUCGAAAAUUCUUGUCAAUAAAUGCUUAAAUCCCUGGUUUCUUUAUAGACAUGGACGUAAAAGUCUCGAUUUUUGGUUAAAAGCAAAAAACGGGCAGUUAGCAUUUAUUUUAGGUGAAUAUGUCGAAUGUGCUGCUAGUUAAGUCUUUGGCUGCCUCCUUAGUACAACAGAGAGCUUUUUGCGUUGAACAUUCUUGUGAAUAAAUGCUUAAAUCUCUGAAUUCUUUAUAGAUAUGGAUGUAAAACAGUCUCGGUUCUUGGUUAAAAGCAAAAAAAAAAAAAAAAAGUGCAGGUAACAUUUGUUUUACGUAAAUAUUGGAAACUAUUAGGCUAGACUGUAAGGAAAUUAGCCUAUUUACGUUGCUGACUAUUUACGUUAAAUUCUUGUGAAUAAAUGCUUAAAUCCCCGAGUUCUUUAUAGAUAUGGACCUACAAGAGUCUCGAUUCUUGGUUAAAAAGCAAAAAAAUAAACUGUCAGUUUGCAUUUACUUUACGUAAAUGUCAAAGAAUGAUGCUAGUCCGUAGCGGUUCAUUUCUCCCAUUGAUUUUUUUUAACGUUUCAAAAUGCAUGCAUGGUACGAAAGAUAAUAAUUACCUUGAAUCCUCGAACAAAUCACUCCUGAGACAAUCCUUCCUGUUUGUAUGAGGUACAGCUUUCGUACUUUUUCAAUCCUAAAUCAGGCAUUAGAUCACUGCAUGUGUCAACUCUGCGACCGACUGCAAAGAACUGAAGCGGACUAGGGCGGCCCCCAACUUAAAGGCGUUGCACAGUGAAGGUGGAAUCUGACCCGUCAAUCAUUGUGAAGUCUAUGCAUUCAUUGAAUUAAUUUUCUAAACUGGUUAUAUUCGCGGGGUGCUGGAGCCUAUCACAGCUAACUCCAUGCAGAAGGCGGUGUACACCCCUUAACGGGUUGCCAGCCAGUUUGACGCUGGAACCCGACAGCCAUUUUGGAGUGUUCAAUUAGCAUACUAUACACGUUUUUUUUUUUGGGAUGUGGCAGUAACCCGGCGAAAACCCACGCAGGCACACAGGCCAGAGCUGGGAUUUAACCCACAAUCCCAGAACUGUGAGUAACGUGCUGUAAUGUGAAUUAUUUUUCAACAAGAAUAACGUAGAAAAACGUCUUUAUGAAAUGCUUCAUUGAGUGAGUCCACUCAAUUUUGCUCACGCUGUCAACAUUAGCCUGAGUUAACAGCACAGUUCAGACUGUGUAGCAAGCUUAACACAUUUGUGCCCUUGAUCGUAGGGCUAGUGAGAAUUCGCUGGCUAGAUUAAAGUGUCCAACCUGUCAAUCAUCGUUAACUUUUAAGUACCAAACGACAUCUGGACUGGUGACCAAGAAAAACAGUUUGGUUGCAGAGGCUGUACGAGCAUGAAGCAGAAAAAUAUUUUUCAUUAACUCGAUCCUCUUCACCAGAUUCCAAUCAUCUGAAAAAUGGUGCGAUCGGCCCGGUUUCCAAUUACGUGAUCGGGACAUCACUACCUAUAAUUGUUGUAAACAGUAAAUAUAUAAUAAAAUAUCAGCCCUAAACACUUCAGUCGUUUUGAACUCAAUAUUUUUGUCACACAUUUGAGAUUUCUUUUUAGCUACUUUCCUAUAAAGCCAAGGUUUUGGCACUCUCUUAACGAUGGAAAAAGCACAAAAAAUGCUUACAAGUGAGUACUUUAACAAAAAACAGUAGUGCAUUUAAUUGGCCCCAAGACAAUUUAUGGAAGAGUAAUUAGGUUACCUCAUUUGUAGGUAUAAAAAGAAAUUAAAUAUUUAACCAAUAGCUAUUUUUUUUGUUGCAGAAUGAUUUGAGAACCUCUUGCUCUGGAAUAUUUAUACCAUCCUCUUCGUGUUAAUGCAUGCCUGGACGCCCUCCCUUUUGAGUGAAACCUUUCCGCUGCACGGCCGCCAUUUUACUGACCUCCCUGGAACUUGGAUUUGUUCUCGUAAUAUUUAUUUAUAUCAAACACUUCCGAGAGCUGGCCAGGAUAAUUCGUGACUUUGGUGUUCGUUAAGACAAUAGAAUGAAAGAAGAGGGUAGUUCGUGUUUUUGUUUUGUAAAUACUUACACUACAAGAUAAAAACUUGCUAUGAUAAUGUGAAUAUGUGUAGUAUUUGUACUUGUACUGUUCCUUUUUAAUAAGUAUCAAGCACCCCACUAGGAGGAAAUCAAUGUGUAUCAAUACUCACGUUUCUUUUAUAAUGUUUAAAGAAUAAUAAAAAAACAUUGUCUUGUUUAUAUUUCUUUUUAUAUAUGUCAUAUCAUAUUUAUAUAGAUGACAAUAGUGGAACAUUUGUUCUUUUUUCCAUGGAUGUGGUCUGCUUGCUGAAAAUGCCAUACAUACACUUUUGUGCAGUUUUCAAAUAAAUGUUAAAAAGAGACCUUAA